Messenger RNA from Ceratotherium simum simum (southern white rhinoceros), 2587 nucleotides. NCBI's taxonomy places the organism in Eukaryota, Metazoa, Chordata, Mammalia, Perissodactyla, Rhinocerotidae. The record is from RefSeq and is a predicted model, not a curated record.
UAUACUCAGAGAAGUACCUUGCUGAGUUCACUCCCCAGCUGUAGGAACCAGCCUGUCUUCUAAGAGCUGCUCCUCCUCGGGCUCUCAGAGCAGUCUUCCAUGCUACUGUGGGCGUCCUUGCUGGUUCUCGCUCCAGUCGGUGGACCAGUUGCAACUGCACCCAAACCCACGAUUUCCCUCAAUCCUCCAUGGACCACCUUCUUCAGAGGACAGACGGUGAAUCUGACUUGCAAUGGAUUUCACCUCAAGGCACCAGGGAAAAUAAAAUGGUACCGGCGGUACUCUGGAAGAGAAAUACAAAUCAAAACCCCAGGCAACACCCUUCAGGUCCAUUUUUCUGGAGACUACAAAUGCCAGGCCCAGGGCUCACUGCCAAGUGACCCUGUGCACUUGCUCUUUUCUUCAGACCUCCUCAUCCUUCAGGCCCCACAUUCUGUGUUUGAAGGUGACGCGUUGGUUCUGAGAUGCCGGAGAAAGGGGAAAGAGAAACUGAUUGCUGUGAAAUACACUUACAAAGGAAAAGUUAUCUCUCAUUCUAAUAAAACCUUGGAUCUUUUGAUACCACAAGCAAGUUCAAAUAACAGUGGCUAUUACCAAUGCAUUGGAUCUAUGGACAAAAAUUAUAUACUUAGAUCAAGUUACAAACUUAUUAAAAUUCAAGAACUAUUUCCACGUCCAAAGCUGCAAGUCACAGCCCCCCAGCCAACAGAGGGAAAUUCUGUGAACUUGAGCUGUGAAACACAGCUUCCUCUAGAGCGGUCCGACACUCGGCUUCACUACGUCUUCUUCAGAGAUAACGGGGUCGUCCUGUCAGACUGGAGCACAUCCCCAGAACUCCAGAUCACAACCAUCUGGAAAGAAGACUCAGGAUCAUACUGGUGUGGUACUGAAACGGUGACCCGCAGCGUCCGCAAACAAAGCCUCCCGCUACAGAUCCGAGUGCAGAGAAUCCCUGUGUCUGGAGUGCUUUUGGAGACCCAGCCCCAGGAGGGGCAGGUGGUUGAAGGGGAGACGCUGGUCCUUGUCUGCUCCGUGGCUGAAGGCACAGGGGACACCAUGUUCUCCUGGCACAGAGAAGACACAAAGCAGAGUCUGGGGAGGAAAAGUCAGCGUUCUCAGAAGGCAAAGCUGGAGAUAUCUGUUAUCAGGGAGAGCCAUGCCGGGGAAUACUACUGUACAGCUGACAAUGGCUAUGGCCUCAUCCAGAGUGAGGUAGUGAACAUCACUGUGAGAAGUGCUCUGGGUUAUAGAACUGGCCUUAUUGCUGCGGGAGCCACUGGGGUGUCGCUCAGCAUUCUUCUCCUGGCUGUGGCCCUGAUGUUUUACUGCUGGCACCAGAGGAAAUCAGGUUUGUGGUGUCUCUUACCCUUUGCUAGAGUCCCUGCCUUAGACACCUCAGCUAUUGCAGCCUCAGUAACCACCAAGCCACCAUUCUCUACCUCACUACCCCAACACUCACAGACAUACUCACACCCUUUCCUUAAAGGGAGUCCUCCCACCCCAGGCUCAAGAGGGCCCUUCCAUCCCACAUGCCCUGCCCCAGUGGAGCUGCAGCCAUUGUAUGGCACUGGACUGGCAAAGCCCCCUGGUCUCCAUAAGGUGUCCCAAACCCAGACAUUCCCAAUAAACAGUUGCUUCAUCAUAUGUCCAAGAAGAGUGGAGAGGAUGCUUAGGAAAAACAUCUGCAGCACGUACCACUGCCUGAGACAGCCUAGAAAGUGUUGUUUUUUAUUUCCAGCGCACACCAAGGAGGGAGACUUGGUAUAUUCUGAGAUCCAGUUUAUUCAGCUGGGAGAAGAAAGGGAAGCCAAGACCUCCAGAACAUCUUUAGAGGACAAGGUGAGUUUCAUCUCCUGUCUAUUUUCUCUCCCUCUACUACCUAUAGCCCCAUACUCCCUUUCUCUUCACAGUUCUUCUUCUAUCUUCUUUCCAUCCCAGCAUGCCUCCGUUGUCUACUCGGAGGUGAAGACACGCACAGGUGAUUCAACUGGAAAGGUCCGCUCUAAUGAUGAAGAUGCCGUGGAAAGUUGCAACAACGUCCUACUCAUGUGGCUUGUCCCUAAUCCAAAGCCUGUAGCUCAGUGCAGCCCUCAAGGUCUCUGGAGUUACCAGCUGGUUCCAACUUCCCAGUUCUUCUUGCCCAUGUGCACUGACUCCUGAUUCAUCUACUCUGAAGUGUUGAUGGGAUAGCUCCUGAAAGACUUCUCUAAAAUAACCAGGAUCCAUAGUUAGCUAUGGAAGACCCUGUGUACCUGCUCUGAGCCUAGCCUAAUGUGUUCCCAAGGGUCUGAUUUAGGGAAAAGGAAUAAGGAGGGAGAAGGACUGAUGUUGAAAAACAGAAGUGUCAACUUUGGUGAAUUGGGAUUUGCACAUAGAAUAGAGUGAGUGACUCAGGUCUCUGUUUAAUACAUCUACAAUAAUUCUUCCACUGGGGAAUCACCUGCAUCAAUUGGUUUCACUAUGAGUGGCUGCACAGGUACUUUGCAGACCGUGCAUAGCCCCUUCCCUCCUGCUUACACUGUUUAUACUGUCAGGAUUCAGUUGUAGAUGCAAGAACCCACUCCAAAUGGUUUACAGAGAAAGAAAU